UUAAAAGAACAAGGACCAUGGUGUGGUUUGUUAUAUUAUAUUUAAUUUUAUUAUUUAACAGUGGGGCAAAUGCAGGCCUGCCCCCACCAAGGAGAGGAGUGGUGGAGAGGUAUGAUCCCAGAUGGAAUACAAUGGCAGUGGGUGAUCAUCCUUCUUUUACUUUAGAUGAGAAAAGAAACCGUGGUUUGGAUCAUCAGUGCCAGGAAAAAUGCUUCCUAACACCAGGGUGUGGAGCUGUCGUUAUUAAGGAAAAACUUUGUUACAUUAUCUCAGAGAAAGAUGCUGAAAAUACUAUUCCAGAGGUUGGAUCAACAUACUUUAGGAGGAUCCCCGAAGCAAAGUUUUGGGAGACCAAUAUCAUCAAGAAUAAGUACACGACUAUCCCUCCAUUGCCUAGUACAAAACCACCACUGGAAACUACAACAUCAAUUAAAACUACAACUACAACAACAACUAAAAUUACAACUACAACUACUACAACUACAACAACUACCACAACUCCUACAACAACUACAUCUAUCCCAAAUGAGCCUGGAUGGAUGUUUGUAACAGAUAUCAACUAUGAGUCAUCAAUGAAAUCCGCUAGCACAACCAGUGACUGCUGUAUAGAGUGUGAAAGCCCUUAUGCCAACCUUAUACCUGGAAAAAGGGGGAAAGCUGACUGUGAAUGCUUUAAUCCAAAAGCAGCCUAUGAAUGGUACCCAGCAAUGGAUUUGGACAUGACAGGGAUGAUUGUAUCAGUGACAUGCACUGACACCCCAGUACCACCACCAGGCGUAUGGACUGUUGGUUUUGAUUUAUCUCCUUCUGAUAAAUAUUUCAAAUCGAACAUGAGAAAACCUGCACAAACACCGAGUGAAGUUUGUAAUAAAUGUAGAACUAAAUUUGUUGGUCAUGAUGGAGGCAGAAUCUACUAUUGCUACGAACUAGAGGAUCGUAGUUAUCCAGCCUCUCCAGUUUUUGAAAAGUCUCUAAGUACUCAAAUCACCACCUGCGAAAACCCCUUGAUUUAAACAAUCUGGAAAAAAAGUAAAGGAGUAAUAUUUAAUGAUUUUGUGUGACUGUAGUAAACACCUACUCCAUAACAAGAUACUGGUGUAUAGAUGAGCCCCCUGAGAGAUUGCAGUACGAUAUUUAUACUGCAGUACAGGCUGUAUAUGAAGAAACCUGUUAUAUUGAGUAUAAGUUUUGUAAACCAUGCCUCACUGUACACUAUUUGUCAGUUAUUUUUCGCUACGCGCGUUUAGAGGAUUUGAGAUACUACGCGAAAAUUAAAAUUCUUAAUUAUUUCUUGCAAAUCUAGACUAGAUGGAGAGAGAGCUUUCGCUAGCAACAAAAUUACGAACACAUGAAACAUAAAUUAUUUAUACAGAGGGUACAGCAGUUUGAUAGAUACGGUUUGAGGUUUGAUAUAGUUUUUCAGAACUAGAAAAGAAGAGAAAAACUAAUUCGCCAAAACAAAAACGGAAGUGAAAGAUCCUCUUGAAAAGUAUGUCAAACCUCCUAAUUGGUACUCACACAAACACGUACUGUAAAGUCUGAAUCAAGAGUUGAAAAAUAUUGGUAUUACUUAAAAUUUUAAAGUAAAUAAAAAUAACAGUAUAAAUAGAAAGAAAUUUUUUGACUGAGAAC
Messenger RNA from Eurytemora carolleeae, 1632 nucleotides. RefSeq lists its product as uncharacterized. The transcript is spliced from 13 exons. Bases 18 to 1013 code for a protein of 331 amino acids. The record is from RefSeq and is a predicted model, not a curated record. NCBI's taxonomy places the organism in Eukaryota, Metazoa, Arthropoda, Copepoda, Calanoida, Temoridae.